Molecule: messenger RNA, 810 nt
Organism: Rhinocladiella mackenziei CBS 650.93
Lineage: Eukaryota; Fungi; Ascomycota; Eurotiomycetes; Chaetothyriales; Herpotrichiellaceae
Product: nicotinate (nicotinamide) nucleotide adenylyltransferase
Exons: 2
Coding region: 1-810 (269 amino acids)
Biological process (GO): NAD+ biosynthetic process
Molecular function (GO): nicotinate-nucleotide adenylyltransferase activity; nicotinamide-nucleotide adenylyltransferase activity
Source: RefSeq, a predicted model, not a curated record
AUGGACGAAUAUCACUUCCCCGAUUCCCGCCUUAAGAAGAAGAUGGAUGAUCCUUCCAAGACCCCUCUUCUUCUUGUUGCAUGCGGCUCUUUCUCCCCUAUUACUUUCCUCCACCUGCGCAUGUUUGUCAUGGCUGCAGACUACGUCAAACACAACACCGACUUUGAAAUGGUGGGCGGAUAUCUAUCCCCCGUGUCGGAUGCCUACAAGAAGCAAGGCUUAGCCCCAGCAGAACAUAGAGUGGCAAUGUGCCAGCUUGCAAUUGACAGAGCCUCCAGUUGGCUAAUGGUCGACACGUGGGAAGCAGAAAAGAAGGAAUACCAGCCUACGGCCAAAGUGUUGGACCACUUUGAUCAUGAAAUCAAUGUGAUAAGGAAGGGCAUUGACACGGGAGACGGAAACCGAAAGCCCGUGAGAAUAGCAUUGCUCGCUGGUGCCGACCUGAUCCAGACCAUGUCAACUCCCGGCGUGUGGAGUGAGAAGGAUUUGGACCAUAUCCUUGGGCGCUACGGCACAUUCAUCAUCGAAAGAUCCGGGACCGAUAUCGACGAAGCCCUGGCUAGCUUGCAAAGCUAUCGCGACAACAUAUACGUCAUCCAGCAAUUGAUUCAAAAUGACGUCAGCAGUACAAAGAUAAGGCUCUUCCUACGAAGAGGGAUGAGCGUACAAUAUCUUAUCCCAGCGCCGGUUGUGGAAUAUAUCGAGCAAAAUCACCUAUACGAAGACGACGGUCGUGCGUCGAGCAUGACUUCUAUUACCCACGCCGACAGCGACAAGGGCAAAGCCAAGGAAGUCCAAUCCACCAGCUAA